UAUAAACCCGCGUUUGUCCAGCCAAGCCGAUUUACAGCCAGGCGAAAAGGGGAGCUGCUGCCCGUUUUGCAACAAGUGAGAGAGAAGGUGUGCGUUUCUAGACACCACCGGCCGAGCCAUCCUUUUGGGGACGAGAUACCGCAUCGCUGACAGCCUCUCAUGUGUCUUUAUCCGCGCCUACAUCCGUGGCCGUGAGGACGAGCAGCACCGAGACAUGUCUGUGCCGGGCUCCUCCGACCGGACCCGCUCCGCCGGGAACAGCCCGAACUCGGCGACGAACGGCCGAGCUGCCCGCCCCUGUCAGAAUGGUCCAGGACAGACCUACCCAUCCAUGUAUCCACCUACAGGCUAUUACACAGCCUCACCUCAACAGCAAGGCUAUCCUACCAUUCCUGCCCACUGCACCCCUGUUCCCAACAAAGCACCCAUCACGAACAAUGCCCACAGUGACUACUACCACAACAUCCGUCAACCACAACAUCAACGGCAGCAACAGUAUAUCCCUCAGGAUCCAGCUCCCCCCAGUGUAGCGCCCUCUGCAUACGGUGCACCGCCGAGUGCUGCCCCACCCACCCAGCCAUAUGGCUCAACCCCUGCCACCCACCAGACUUCAGCACCCCUACCUGCAAACACUUUGUAUAUCCCACAGCCAGUCCAGCAGCAAGCUUCCUAUGGAGCCCCAGCAGGUUACUAUGGACAGCAACCAUAUCCCACAUCCCAAGCACAGCAGCAGCAACCAAGCUUGGUCCCCCCACCAGCUAGCGGCCCUGGGGCUCCCCUCUAUCCCAUUGUAUCAUACCCCUCUGUGCCGGGAAGCAGCCAGUACGGCACGCUGCGGUCAGCCCAGACCAACUCCACACCGGGAGCUGUGCCAACCCUGAUGAGUGCACCUCUUCAUCAGUACUCCAGCGGGAAUGGCACCUUUCACCCAGCACCUGAGGCGACAGCAGUGCAACAUGGGUAUAGCGGGGCAUCACCUGGUCAGCUGCCACAGACGAUGACAGUCAACGGUCAGGAAAACACAGCUCACCAACACUAUGACCAAAGCCACUGGGCCUCUGCGACCUAUGGAGGGGUCACUCACAGCAGUGGGGGAUCAGAGAGAGACAGACCACCCUCAGGAACCCCCUCCACUUCAGUCCAUUCCUCACCGGGACAUCAGCAAGGCAUGCAGUAUGGAUAUGUUGCUAAUAGCGGAGCUAGCUCUGCCUCUGCCGCCACCUCUGCCCCAGCCGCUGCCCCUGCCACAGCCCCCUCAUCCUCAAGCUCAGAUGAGGAUGAGGAGGACGAGGACGAGGAUGAGGAAGCAGGUGGUGAUACUUCCUCCUCCACAACUGGCAGUGCUUCGCCAGUGCCCAACAGCUUUGAGUCUCUAGAAGGGGGCAGCUAUCCAGCCUCUAUGCCGCCCUCCGGUGAUAUGACCCACCAGGCCCCCCUGUCCUACAGCAGUUAUGGAUACCCCAGCAUGCAGCCAGCCUAUUCGCAGGGGCCAGGCUCCCACACAGAGUCCUCCACUUCACACGGGUUGUACAGUCAGUCCGGCUACCAGCAGUACUCUCAGCCGUUCCCUAACCUGUCCCAGCUCUCUGCGGCCCUUGGCGGGCUGAGUGGCGUACCAGAGCUGGAGAUGGAGGCCCUGAGGCCAGUCAACUUGUUGCAGGAGAGGAACCUGCUUCCCCCAAGGCCCCUGGAGGCCCCCGAGCCCAACCUCAGCUCAGACCUAAAGAAGGCUAAUUGCAGCCCGCAUACGUUCAGGUGCACCCUGACCAGUAUCCCCCAGACUCAGGCGCUGCUCAACAAGGCCAGGCUUCCACUCGGCCUCCUGCUCCACCCAUUCAGAGACCUACAGCAAUUGCCGGUCAUCACAUCAAACACGAUAGUGCGGUGUCGUUCAUGCCGCACGUACAUCAACCCUUUUGUGUCCUUCCUUGACCAGCGCAGGUGGAAGUGCAACCUCUGUUACCGUGUGAAUGAUGUUCCCGAUGAGUUCAUGUAUAACCCGGUCACUAGGUCUUAUGGUGAGCCCCAUAAGCGACCAGAGGUCCAGAACUCCACGGUGGAGUUCAUCGCCUCUUCAGACUACAUGCUGCGACCCCCUCAGCCGGCUGUCUACCUCUUUGUCCUGGACGUGUCACACAAUGCUGUGGAGGCAGGCUAUCUAAAAUACUUCUGUGAAACCCUGCUAGAAAACCUGGACAAGUUACCCGGGGACACGCGUACCAGGGUGGGCUUUCUCACCUUCGAUAGCACCAUCCACUUCUACAACCUCCAGGAAGGCCUGUCCCUGCCACAGAUGCUGGUGGUGUCAGAUAUCGACGAUGUGUUCAUCCCAUCACAUGACAGUCUAAUGGUGAAUCUAAAGGAAAGCAGAGAGCUGGUAAAGGACCUGUUGACCUCCCUGCCGGCCAUGUUUAGCCACAGCAGGGAGACCCACAGUGCACUGGGUCCCGCGCUACAGGCGGCUUUCAAGCUCAUGUCGUCCACGGGGGGGCGCGUCUCAGUGUUCCAGACUCAGCUGCCCACGCUAGGGGCCGGCCUGCUUCAGUCCCGGGAAGACCCCAACCAGCGCUCCAGCACCAAGGGAGUGCAGCACCUUGGUCCAGCCACAGACUUCUAUAAGAAGCUGGCCCUGGACUGCUCUGGACAGCAGAUAGCAGUGGACCUCUUCCUACUCAGCUCCCAGUAUACUGAUCUGGCCUCACUGGCGUGCGUGUCCAAGUACUCAGCCGGGAGUAUCUUCUAUUACCCCUCCUUCCACCACAUCCACAACACGGCCCAGCCGGAGAAGUUCCAGAAGGAUCUGGAGCGCUACCUCACCAGGAAGAUCGGCUUCGAGGCCGUCAUGAGAAUACGCUGCACGAAAGGUUUGUCCAUCCACACGUUCCAUGGGAACUUCUUUGUGCGUUCUACUGACCUGCUGUCCCUGGCAAAUGUGAACCCCGACUCUGCUUUUGCUGUCCAGAUGUCAAUCGACGAUUCUCUGGCUGACUCCUCACUGGCCUGCUUCCAGGCUGCACUGCUCUAUACUUCAAGUAAAGGGAAGAGACGUAUCCGGGUCCACACCCUUUGUCUGCCGGUGGUUAACCAGCUGAGCGAUGUGUAUGCUGGGGCUGACGUUCAGGCCAUCACCUGUCUGUUGGCCAACAUGGCCAUCGACCGGUCGAUAUCUUCCAGUCUGUCGGAUGCCCGGGACGCUCUGGUGAACGCGGUUGUGGACUCGCUGAGUGCAUACAAGAGCACCGUGUCCAACCUUCAGCAGUCUGGCCUCACUGCCCCCGCCACCCUGCGCCUCUUCCCACUCUACAUCCUGGCACUCCUCAAACAGAAAGCCCUGCGGACAGGCACAAGCACUCGGCUGGAUGAGCGGGUCUUUGCCAUGUGUGAGUUCAAGACCCAGCCCCUGCAGCAGCUCAUGCGCAUGGUGCACCCGGACCUGUACCGGCUAGACAACAUGUCCGACCAGGGGGCGCUCCACCUGAACGACCUGGUGGUGCCUCAGCCACACCUCAUCCACCUGUCAGCAGAGAGGUUGAGCAGAGAUGGGGCCUUCCUCAUGGACUGUGGCAAUAUGUUUUACCUGUGGAUUGGUAAAUGCUGCAACGACAUGUUCAUCCGAGAUGUUCUGGGAUGCCCCAACUACGCUUCGAUACCACCUAACAUGACCCGAAUUCCUGAGCUGGAAACGCCUCUGUCUGAGAGAGUUCGAGCUUUCCUGGACUGGCUUCAGGACCGCAGAGCGUUCACCGCCACUCUCUAUAUUGUCAAGGAUGAUGCCUCUGCAAAGGCCACCUUCUUUCAGCACCUGACGGAGGAUCGGUCUGAGGCGGCCUCCUCCUACCACGAGUUCCUCCAGCACAUUCAGCAGCAAAUGUCCAGCUAGACUCCACUUGACCCACAUAGCAACUUUUGACCAUGCAUAGGAAGAAGAAGAGGAAGAAAAAGAGGAAAGAAAAUCACAGAUACCCUGGACCUCCAACCAAUGGCGUUGGAUGCACAUCUCGCCCUCAGUCCAGUCUCGGCGAGGUGCGAACAUCACCAGGUUACAACCCCAUAUCCCCCAUCACAACAUCCCCAUUGGAUGACCACGUCCUCGGAGCUCAUUGGUCGACCACGGCCUUUGACCAUCGGAGGGGCGGAUGGCGGCAAAUAGGACUGUGGAUCUCGUAGGAAAUAAAGCGUGUGAUGAAGUGAAGGAAUGAAUCUCAGAUCAAUCUGGCAAGUAGAACAAGCUCCUCCUUUGGCCAGCUUCCCGUCUCUCCACGAGAAUCUUUCUCCGCCGCUGUUGGCGCCUCAUGUAGCCACCCUUCAAAACUGUCACUCCUGAGAACUGGGUGGGAAACCCAAGCCAGCAAGAUGCCACUCCAGUUUUAGUUUUUUUUUUCUUCCCUGUAAGCCUCGCAUGUAGCUAGUGCUGUUUUAUGUUUUUGUUUGUUUUUGUUUUAAUUCUCAUUCCCUUCUUUCCCCUGUUUUCGAUUUAAGUCAUUUUAAAAACACUGGAGAUGGGCGCCGCGGUGGCUCACCUAGUAGAGCGUGUACCACAUAAGACUGAGUCUUUACCGCAGCGGCCUGGGUUCAAAUCUUGCCCGGGCCCUUUGCUGCAUGUCAUCCCCUCUCUCUCCCCUGCCUUCCCUGUCUGUCUCUACUGUCACUGUCACUAUAAAGCGGAAAAUGCCGAAAAAAUGAUCUGAAAACACUGGAGAAAUAAAAAUGAACAUUCCCUCUACAUUAUCUUGGCAUUUGCUUUGCAAGAAAAAGCUCAUGCCGCCAUUUUAUUUGCUGCUAGUCUGAUGAUAGACGACAACUCUCUGCGUAGCAGGAAGACAACUCGACAGUGGUUGGACAUUGAGACCCUGAAUAAACCCCAUUUCUUUGUCCUUCUCUCUGCUGUUUAAAACUCCAAAUUAUAAAAAUCAAGCUAAAAAAAUCCUUUGUCAAUAACCCUCUCUUAGUUUGUUUUUUUUCUCUCCCUCGGCGCUAAUGGAAGUUGCUAUCCACUUUCUAACUAAUUGAAAAAAAAUCUUUUAUGUGCGAUAAUUUAUGAACCAUCUUAUUAAAGAAAAGUAA
This is a messenger RNA of Lampris incognitus (smalleye Pacific opah), 5064 nucleotides long. RefSeq names its product SEC24 homolog B, COPII coat complex component (gene sec24b). The transcript has 24 exons. Gene Ontology annotation, molecular function: SNARE binding; zinc ion binding. Lineage: Eukaryota; Metazoa; Chordata; Actinopteri; Lampriformes; Lampridae. The record is from RefSeq and is a predicted model, not a curated record. Gene Ontology annotation, biological process: COPII-coated vesicle cargo loading; intracellular protein transport; endoplasmic reticulum to Golgi vesicle-mediated transport. Bases 215 to 3880 code for a protein of 1221 amino acids. Gene Ontology annotation, cellular component: endoplasmic reticulum exit site; COPII vesicle coat.